Messenger RNA from Owenia fusiformis, 508 nucleotides. The record is from the annotation of a GenBank genome assembly. Lineage: Eukaryota; Metazoa; Annelida; Polychaeta; Sabellida; Oweniidae.
UUUUAGUUGUAAUUUAUGGUGUUUGCUCAACUGGGGUUGCUUGUUUAGCAAUGCUCAUAAAAGGACCAGUAAUACAGGCUGGCUCAACUUUAAGCGGUGCCAUAAGUGGGAGUUCCUCAGCCUUAUUUAUACUGGGAGCUUUCACCGCCACUUCCAACUGGAAGGGAGCGAUAACGGGACCAGUUGUAUCUUUCAUAAUCCUGCUCUGGAUUGCUAUCGGAGGCCAGUCUAUUAAAGGCAAUAAUCAAUAUUUACCUCCUGGUCCAACUGAUCGAUGUGAAAUUUCAAAUGGAAGCAGUGUUUAUAACAUUUCCGUCUAUAACAAUGUCACGUCGUUGUAUAACGAUACAAUAGACAUUGUAUAUGAUGGAAAUCUGUUAAAUCAUUCCAGUAUUAUGGAACCUCAAAACAGGGAUCCAGCACUUGUAUGGCAUUUCUCAUCUCCUAUAUGCACCGCUGGGGAUACUCCUUGCCAUAGUUAUCGGGCUUGUAGUCAGUUGGGCAACAG